Messenger RNA from Cucurbitaria berberidis CBS 394.84, 3222 nucleotides. RefSeq lists its product as uncharacterized. The coding region runs from base 1 to 3222 and encodes 1073 amino acids. The record is from RefSeq and is a predicted model, not a curated record. The transcript has 5 exons. Lineage: Eukaryota; Fungi; Ascomycota; Dothideomycetes; Pleosporales; Cucurbitariaceae.
AUGCCCUUCUUCAAGAAUGUCUUCAAGUCGAAAGAUGGGUCGCGUUCGGCCUCCAAGGCAGGAAAGUACGGCGACGAGCAGCCUGUCGCACCGCCCAAGCCUCGCUGGGAAGACGCAUGGUCGCGCAAAGAUGUCGCGCCAGAAGAGAUACAAGAACUGGUACACGUCUGCACGCAAGAGAUGAAGUCACGAGCCCUGGAUAUGCCCUUUAUGCUCCUCCCCUUCCGCCCUACGUCCGACACCAGCGCCUCCCGCAACUUUGUGCGCAACUUCUUCAAGGCCGCCUAUGACGGUACACGGCAAUACAGCGCCGAGGGUCUAGCCCAAGAACUACGUCUUACUGAGCCAUUGACACUAUGCAGUAUCAUGAAAUGGUGCUGGAGCAGACUUCCAGGCGGCGUCGUAACGUGGGACGCGUACGAACUCUUCCGCAUCGGAGAGUCUGAUUCCAACUUCGCUCGACAUGCUUUCGACACUUUUAUCCCUAUCAGCGUCGAGUCAGAUGCUCGCAAACACAUCAUUUUCGAUUUCUUCGAUCUACUGUCUGCCGUAGCAGCAAGAGGAAAAAGCAAUGGCAUGGGUGGCAGGAAACUCUCCCGUUUAGCGGGAUGGUGGGCAUUCGAGUUCGCCGAAGAUGGAAAAGGCUUCGACGGGGGCUAUCGCACGUGGGAGAAGGCUGCCGAUGCAGCGAGCCAUCUCUUCUUUGCCUACCUACGAUCGUUAUCUCCGGACCUAAACACGAUUGGCGGCAUUUCUACCCUUCCUCGGUCUCUGCUAGCGCUACUGUCCCAAACGGAAUACCCUCCGCAGACGCCGACUUUGAUGCAGACGCGCACAACCAAGGUGGUUAUGAUUGUAGAUUCUGUCUCACCCACACCGUUCUCGUUGUUGCGCCGCGCAAAGCAUUUUGAAUAUCGAGAUGACGAUGCAGCGCUACAGCAAUUCUCCGCAUACGAGGAUACUGUGAAAGCAUUGACGGACGAAUGUCGUAGAGUACUCGAAUGCAUAGCAACCACCAACCAAUCGGUUGUGGCACAAGAAGCCAGGACACCAGAUCCAUCCUGGUCCAGGUUCGAGGACUUUGGUUUCUCUGGAAUUCUCGAUAGCUCUGCAAGUAGCACCAAUGGGACAUCGCUUGCUGGCAGUCCGCGGGAGUUUUCCAACUUUCGAUCUGGAGCGCGUUCGAAGAAUACCGACUUUGGCCGCCCUACUACCCCUUCGUGGGCGGACUUUCUCUCCUCUGGAUUCGCCGACGAGGGUAACACUACCUCGCCAACAACCCUGCUACUACCAACGCAAAAGCUCCCUCCACUCGGUGAGACAGCUCGCGUACACAGCUCUCAGUCGCAUGUGCGGAAUGGUCUAGUUGACGAGGAUCUUGAGCCGGGUGAGCUUGCAAGCAUCACCCAGUUCGACCUUGACGAGACGUUCUGGUGGGUGUGGAUGAUCAGUCUAGCCAGCGAGGAAACCACGGAUCGCAAGGCUGCUUUUGGCAGAUGUACAUUGAUCGAAACCCGGAUACCUGGCGCAAAAUGGCUUGUGAUGGAAGAACAGGUCAAGGGCGCUUCUCCUGGGCCGGAAGAAGGCGCAUACAUUGCAGAGAAGAAGUCCAAAUUCAGCUUUACAAGGCGCGGUCGACUAGGGCGCCGGAAGUCGACCGGGAAGAAGCCGACUCCUCCAUCAAAGGAGCCCUACAAUCGCACCACUUCAAACACGCCUAUGAGUAAAACUAGCUUUGGUCCAGAUCAGCACGCGAGGAUCCAGGCCGCAGCCGCAAAACUGGCGCAAAACGAGAGGGAUCAGAAGGAGGCGGAUCAAUUCGCGCAGCGUCGGGGGCGUGUCGACGAUACGACUUCUAUCAAAACGAACAGCGUGCUGACGUUGCAACCACACCUACUGAGCGAGGCUGGCCCAGCCAUGAAGUGGGACAAGAGGUUCGGUGAAGCUGCAAUGGAUAAAGAUGCGCUCCGCGCGCAAUAUCUCGGAGAUGUGAGCGCUGGUAAAGGGUCGAGAGAUAAUCUAUUGGCUACUGCUAAUGGUCGCGCGUCACCUCUACCUCCGGAGGUAACAAAUCGCGACCUACCAGCACUGCCAGCAUCCGAGAUGCAUGCACCUAGUACGAAGAGAGGAGAUUCACGCUCUCCUGCUCGUGUUGCGACCAACACCACACCGCCUGCAGAAGCUUCAUCUGCAACGCGAGUGCCUUGGCCCAACGACUCUCCCCCACAUAGCUCACUUGGUGAAGAGAAACCUUUCGCUACGCCACUUCCUGAGGACAAAUCCCUUCUUUCGACAGAGACUGGCGUCCAGCAUCCUGCGUUGAGGAAGGCUGUGCCCGAGCGAAGGCCUGUCGUUGCUCCUCAAACCACCAAUCACGCCACGGAAGAGCCGACUCGGGCGCCCGAGAAGAAGUCACCGCCAAAUAAGCUCAAGAAGAAAGAAGGCGGAGGGUUCAGGAAACUUUUCGGCAGGAAGAAGACCGAGGCCCCCACGCCCGCACCUGCACCUGUGGAGACAGUACAUCCUUCGGAACCCGAGGGUGACUCUUAUUUCCAAGCGUCGGAUGCGGUCCGUAGUACGUCUCGAUUUGAGAAUCACGAAGCCCCAGUACGAGAGCCAUCACCAGCAUACAGUGUCGAGAAGCCCGAGUCUCUCAGAGCGCCCGAGCCAAGGUUUGAGCACAGUCCUGCCAAUUCUUCUCCUGUCUAUCAGGAUUCCCGCGGGCCUACCCCCCCUAUUGGACCCGGCAGUGCUGCGACGCAACAAGAAAUCGACCAAGCAUUCUCGCGGUUUGAUCAAGGUCCAAUGGAAGAUAUGCCAGCAUUCGUUCCAGAUGAUAGCGACGACGAGGCACCCGUCGUUUCUCGUCGACAAAUGCCACAGUAUGUAGAGCAGCCAGGCCCUGUUACGCCGAUACAGCGAGUUGCGCAACAUAGAGACGAUAUAUCUGAGGAGUCUAUCGACCUUACCAAGCAAGCAUCGCCUUCGCAGGAUCGGUGGGCUCAAAUCAGGAAAAAUGCAGCAGAUCGCGCGGCGAGGCUUAGCGAAGAGCAAUCCCGUCGUAGCCGGAGCCAAAGUCAGAGCCAACGUACAGAUGAAGGGGAGACGAGCGGCGAAGAGACGAUUGAGAGCCGCGUUGCUCGUAUCAAGGCUCGCGUUGCUGAACUGACGGGCAAUGUCGAGGGGCAGCCGUCCAGAGACAGUGCUGGAAGGCAUUACUAG